GUCGGAAACCACUUCAUGAAGGCCCGCGCCGUGCGAAAGAAGCGGAACGACGCAGCCAGCCUCAAGUUCUGCGACGUGGAGUGGCGCUUUUUGCGCACUCCGACGGCAUCGUCGCCGCCGUCGAGUUUUGAAGCUGGCUUCAUCGAUCGUUUGCAAGCAGACCACUCAUUCGGGGACGACAGUCAAAACGGCAUUGGAGGCCCACGGGUCCUGGCCAUGCUCACAGGCGAAGCGGCCAAAAACGACAUGUUGGAUUCGCUCAUGACAGAGCUCAAUACACUACGAGAAGCGAAAGACCUUGAGCUUCGACAGGCCAUUGUGGAUCACCAACGAGCGCACGGCUUCACCACUCCAUUCGGCCCACCACUUGGCAGUUUAAAGGAAGCAGGUCCAUUCUCCAUGGGAGCAAUCGCUUCUGCAAAAACCAUGGCGAAGAGAGGCACGAUGCAGAGGCAACGCUCGUCAAUACACAAUCCUGACGACAUGGCAGCCGCACAAGCAAGCGCCAAGGCAGCAGUUCAAGCUUCGCUGGAAAAGGCGCACGAAGACGCGACAUGCCUCAAGGCUGACAAUAGCGAUGGAUGUGACAGACCCACGACGCCGCACAUCAUUUGGCGCACCUCAGACAGAGUACAUCUUGCAACAGACAUUCCAAGUCAACUGAUGGCACCGUCGAAUCAACGGGCCUCGCCAUCCACUGCACCAAAGACCUCACGCAUACAAUUGCCCGAAAAACCAAAAAAGUCCAAGUAUGGGGCGUGGUACAUGCCUCCGCAAGAAUGGGGGAAACAAACAGUACGUCGAAGCGACGUUGAGUCCCUUCGCAACGACGAGCGUGCAUUGGAAAUACGUGAUCAAAUACCCAAGCUCUUCAUUGCUCGAGAGUACAAGAACUUCAUUUUGGCCAAAAGCGACGCUCUUCCGUCGUACUUGGAUUCGUCAGGGUAGACACGUGAUUUAUGUAGUGAAUCGCAAGAGGAUGAACCGUAUUUAUGUAGUGAAUGGCAAGAGGAUGAAACGUAGUCACUUCGUCUGUCGACAAUCGACUGCGGGUGUCGACCGUAAUCGGCCAAACGGUGGCGGAGUAAGAGCACCAUGUUGCACAA
Messenger RNA from Aphanomyces invadans, 1106 nucleotides. RefSeq lists its product as hypothetical. The transcript has a single exon. The record is from RefSeq and is a predicted model, not a curated record. NCBI's taxonomy places the organism in Eukaryota, Oomycota, Saprolegniomycetes, Saprolegniales, Verrucalvaceae. The coding region runs from base 16 to 948 and encodes 310 amino acids.